ACCGGCGAUAGAUCCUCGCGGGAAAACGCGCGGCAAGACGCGAGCACGGAACCGCGCGAGAUCGGUUUGGCACUUUUCCCGCGGCGAGGUUUCCGGAGGACGACGCGCGCGCGCUCGCGCGAGAGAGAGAGAGAGAGAGAGAGAAAGAGAAGAAAGGCGAGAAGGCUGCGGAGUCCGUAUUUGGCGGAUUGGAAGGCUGGCCGGCGGCGAGUGGGCGAACGGGAAUAGCGAGUCAUCGGGGCGCUCGACCGCCUGUUGCACCACGCUGGCCUCCGAAUCCUGCGCCUGCUCUCGCUCUCGCGCUCUCUCAUUUUUCCCCUUUUUCGCCGAUGCUCGCAAAUGGCAAUCGGCCGUGUCGGCUUAAUUUAUUCGCCACGGCGCGGUCGGCUCUCGCGCGUGCCCUCGGCGGACGGGCGGUCGGGCCCCGCUCGGCGCGAGGUCCUCAGCGGGUCAAGGCCCGGCCGCGCACUCGGUGCAGCCGCGGCGAAUCCGGCCGAGGAGCACAGUCGGGCCUGAAAGACGGCGGUUACGUCAGCGCGCGGCGGCGUCUCGGCACGCGCGCCGCGGCCUCGCUCGGCUUCGCCUUCGCGCGCGCGCUCGCUCGGCGCGCGUCCCACGCCGCUCGGCCGCUCGGCCGCUCGCUCGCGCGCCCGGAGGUAGGGAUGCUCGCCGGAUCGCUAGAUCUGCCGGAUCGCGCGCGCCUCCAGCCGCCAGUCCGCUACCGGCGUUCGCACCGCGAGCAAGCGCCAGCCGCACGAGCACCCACGCCCACCCACCGAACCGCCGCGCCUGCCGCACCAGCCAGACUCACCCGCGUCGACUGCCAGCCGCUCCGCCAGGACCAGCCAGCAGCGCCCGACAUGAGCGGCUCGAGCCGCGAGGCCAGCGCGGAGCUGGUCCAUAGCCACAGCGAGACGGUGAGCACGAGCAGGUUCGCGCGCGAGGCCGAGAGCCGGCGGACCGCGGGCGCCGGGCCCAGCCCCGGCCUCGCCCAGCUGGACCUGCUGGCGGAGAAGCUGCGCAGCGAGGGCGACGCGCUGACCGGCGGCGAGCCGCGCGCCCAGAGGAGCCGGCUGGCCGAGCGCGCCGAGGACCGCUUCGACUACUCGGCCAGCUUCUACGUGGAGCGCAACGAGAGCUACGAGGCCGCGGCCGACGACUCGGGCGUCUGCCUGGAGCGCAGCGCGGACUCCCGGGACGGCCACUCGCGCAGCCCCAGCGUGGAGCGCUACCGGGAGAUCCGCGUGGUCCGCGAGCCGGAGGCCGACAAGGACCGCUACACGGUCACGCGGAAGAGCGUGCUGAUCGAGACGAGCGACGACGCGGCGGGCGGCGCGCCGCUGGACGACGCCGCCGCCGCCGCCGCCGCCGCCGAGAGCUACACCGUCACGAAGAACCUACGGCUGCGCGAGGUCGGCUCGACGGCGCGCCAGCAGCGCGUCGACAAGGACCUCGUCACCGUCACGGAGAAGAGCGUGGUGAUCGAGAGCGGCGGCGGCGGCGGCGACCAGACCGACGGCCAGGCGCGCGGCCGCAAGCAGCUGGUGCUGGAGACCACCGAGCCCGUCGUCAAGACCGUCUGCCCCGACAAGGACGUCUACACCGUCACGCAGAAGAGCGUGGUCGUGGAGACGAGCGACGAGCGUGCGCCGCAGCCGUCACCGCGCGCCUGGAACGGCACCUUUGUGCACGAGAGGACGAGUGCGACCAGCACCGAGACGCAGCAGUCCGCGGCGGCCGACCUCGUGACCAGACGCGAGGUCGAGGUGCUGGUGGAGGCGAGCGAGCCGGCCAAGCCGCGCGUCAGCUCCGCCUGGGACGGCACCUUCGUGCACGAGACGACCACGAGCAGCUCCGCGAACAGCACGGAGCUGCGGCAGAGCGGCGCCGGUGCGACCGAUCGACCGAGCGACCUCGUGACCACCAGGCGCGAGCUGGAGGUGCUGGCGGAGGUGAGCGAGCCGGCCAAGCCGCGCGUCAGCUCCGCCUGGGACGGCACCUUCGUGCACGAGACGACCACGAGCACGGAGCUGCAGCAGAGCGGCGCCGGCACCGUUGAGCGGCCGAGCGACGUCGUGACCAGGCGCGAGCUGGAGGUGCUGGUGGAGACGAACGAACCGGCGGCCAAGCCUUCCGCCACCUCCGCCUGGGACGGCACCUUCGUGCACGAGACGACGACGAGCAGCAUCACGACGAGCACGGAGCUGCAGCAGAGCGCCGGGGGUACCGAGCAGCCGACCACCCAUGUGACCAGACGCGAGGUGGAGGUGCUGGUGGAAGCGAGCGAACCCACAAAGCCUCGCGUCACCUCCUCCUGGGACGGCACCUUCGUGCACGACACGACCACGAGUAACACCAUGACGAGCACAGAGUUGCAGCAGAGCGGUGUCGGUAUCACCGAGCGACCGAGCGACCUCGUGACCAGGCGCGAGCUGGAGGUACUCGUGGAGGCGAACGAGCCGGCCAAGCUUUCCAGCACCUCCGCCUGGGACGGUACCUUCGUGCACGAGACGACGACCACGACGAGCAGCAUCACGACGAGCACGGAGCUGCAGCAGAGCAGCGGCGGCAUCGAGCAGCCGACCACCCAUGUGACCAGGCGCGAGGUGGAGGUGCUGGUUGAGGCGAGCGAGCCCACCGAGCCGCGCGUCACCUCUAGCAGCAAGCUCAACGCCUCCACCUGGGACGGCUCUUUCGUGACCGAGAGCAAGCCCACUGGGCCUCGGCGGCCGUCGAUGCCCAACGACACGACCACCACCACCACCACCACCACCACGCUCCUCUACGACGUGGCCGACUCGAGACAGCAGCUCGACUCCAGCAUCAGCUCCAGUCGGGACUACGAGCACACGAUCGAUCACGCGGACCAGCAGCACGCGACUACGCAGGCUCUGCUGAGCAACCAGCAGUACGCGCGAGUCACCAGCUCCAGCUCGCCCGAGCGUCUGGAGCCCCUUCCCGCCAUCCCCAACCUCCGGCAGGACAAGCCGCGGCCCGGUAGGAAACAGCCCAGGGACUCGACCAGACGAUCCUCCGGUCCGAGCAGAUCGCCGCCACCAGAGCCGAGCGCCACCUCCACUCCCAAAGAGAAGGUCCCGAGCAAGCGCAGGCCCGACGACGAGCAGCUCGCCCCUCUAGAGACGCCAGACAUCCUUGCAAAGAUCCCCCACAAGGAGCAAUGCAUCUGCGAGCUGUGCACCUGCGGGCGACAUCGGUGCCCGCACAACGACUUCGACGACCACCUGGAGAUUCCGGACGAGCCGCUGCUCUCGGUUACCUCGUACAAGCAGGAAUUCGACGAGAAGCACGUCGAGCGGCAAACCGGCUACUACCACAGCGACCAUCUCCGCAUGGAGGGUCAGUUCGUCGGCGAGCGCAAGACCGACUUCGUGCCCGCGAGGGCCGAGCGAGUUCCCGUUAUCAAGCCCCAAGACAACUUGAGACCGGAGGGCGCUUUCGAGAGUGAGCCACUCUGCCCCCGACCCCGCGGCUAUCGUGGCAAGCGCACUCACGGAGUCGUCUUUGCAGGUGUGACCACGACAGAGCUGGUUUUUACCGGGGCAACCGGAGAGAGACCCAGAGCCGAGCGGCGCAAUACCUACACCAAGACCGAGGGAGAGUUUACUUCCGAGACCACCUCGAGAACCGAGUUUGUCGACCACCGGACCACCGUUCAGAGGGCGGAGAUCAUUCGCAGAGCCGAUAACUUACAGCCCGAGGGUGACUUUGAGAAGCGGCCGAAGGAAGAAGCUCCGAAGCUAGCUCCCAGGCCAGCAAUUACUAGGCCGGACGACAAUUUAAAGCCGGAGGGCCCGUUCGAGGGCAGGCCGAAAGAUGACUAUGUGGUCGUUCGCGGCGAGCGCGUCGACGUCAUUAAGCGUACCGAUAAUUUACGCAUGGAGGGUGAGUUCACGGACACGCGGACGCGGGACGACUUCAAGGUCGUGCGCGGCGAGCGCGUCGAGAUAAUUAAACACGAAGACAACUUGCGACCGGAGGGCACGUUCGAAGGCAAGCCGAAGGACGACUACGUGGUUGUUCGCGGCGAGCGUGUCGAUGUCGUCAAACGCACCGACAAUCUGCGUAUGGAGGGCGAGUUCACGGACACUCGAACGCGAGACGACUUCAAAGUGGUACGGGGCGAGCGCGUCGAAGUUGUCAAGCAUGAAGACAACUUGCGGCCAGAGGGUCCCUUCGAAGGCAAGCCCAAAGACGAUUAUCUUCCGAAACGUAGCGAGAAGCCUCAAAUGAUUAAGCCGGACGACAAUUUGAAGCCCGAAGGAGGUUUCGAGUGGCCGAAAAAACCUGUGGUUCAACCGGGUGAAAAGCGUACUCCCAUUCGACACGCCGAUAACCUGCAGCCCGAGGGAGAUUUCGAGAAGCGUCCGAAGGAGGAAGCUCCAAAGUUGGCACCCAGACCGGCGAUCACCAAGCCCGACGACAACCUAAAGCCGGAGGGUCCGUUCGAGGGCAAGCCGAAAGACGAUUACGUGAUCGUGGUCGGCGAGCGCGUCGACAUCGUCAAACACACCGACAAUCUGCGUAUGGAGGGCGAGUUCACGGACACUCGAACGCGAGACGACUUCAAAGUGGUACGGGGCGAGCGCGUCGAAGUUGUCAAGCAUGAAGACAACUUGCGGCCAGAGGGUCCCUUCGAAGGCAAGCCCAAAGACGAUUAUCUUCCGAAACGUAGCGAGAAGCCUCAAAUGAUUAAGCCGGACGACAAUUUGAAGCCCGAAGGAGGUUUCGAGUGGCCAAAAAAACCAGUGAUUCGACCAGGCGAGAAGCGUACUCCUAUUCGACACGCCGAUAACCUGCAGCCCGAGGGAGACUUCGAGAAGCGGCCGAAGGAGGAAGCUCCGAAGUUGGCACCCAGGCCGGCGAUCACCAAGCCUAACGACAAUCUAAAGCCGGAGGGCCCAUUCGAGGGCAGGCCGAAGGACGACUACGUGGUCGUUCGCGGCGAGCGCGUUGACAUUGUCAAACACACCGACAAUCUACGCAUGGAGGGCGACUUCACGGACACGCGAACGCGGGACGACUUUAAAGUGGUACGGGGCGAGCGAGUCGAGGUCGUCAAGCACGAGGACAACUUGCGGCCGGAGGGGCCGUUCGAGGGUAGGCCGAAAAACGACUACGUGGCCGUACGCGGCGAGCGCGUCGACGUCGUCAAGCGCACCGACAAUUUGCGCAUGGAGGGCGAGUUCACGGACACGCGAACACGGGAUGACUUCAAAGUGGUGCGAGGCGAGCGCGUCGAGGUCGUCAAGCACGAGGACAACUUGCGAUUAGAGGGUCCAUUCGAAGGCAAGCCCAAGGAUGAUUAUCUUCCGAAACGUAGCGAGAAGCCCCAGAUGAUCAAGCCGGACGAUAAUCUGAAGCCCGAAGGAGACUUCGAGCGGCCGGAAAAGCCCGUGGUCCGCCCGGGCGAGAAGCGUACUCCCAUUCGACACGCCGACAACUUGAAGCCGGAAGGCGAUUUUGUAAAACGUAAACCGGAAGAGUACACGCCGGUGAUAAGACCGGCGCCGAUAAAGCCUCACGAUAAUCUGUAUCCGGAGGGUGAUUUUGAGAGACCGAAACCUAAGGAGGCACCUAAGAAAGGAGACAGGGCUCCGGUUAAGAAGCCAGUGGAUAACCUUAAGCCCCAGGGAGAGUUCGAGAAGCGACCGAAGCCAGAAGUGCCUAAAGCCGAACGAGCGCCAGUGAAGAAACCCGAAGAUAAUUUGCGCCCCGAAGGCGAAUUUGAAAGACCUGAGAAGUCACCAGUUAAACCGGGCGAAAGGCGUUCGCCCAUCAGGCACGAAGAUCAUUUGCGACUAGAAGGGGACUUUGAAAGACCGAAAAAGACGCCGCAGAGUCCAGCAGAGCGGCGCUCGCCCAUCAAGCACGAAGACACUUUACGUCCCGAAGGUGAAUUCGAAAGACCUGAGAAGUCACCAGUUAAACCGGGCGAGAGACGUUCGCCCAUCAGACACGAAGACCACUUGCGACUAGAAGGGGACUUUGAGAGACCGAAAAAGACGCCACACAGCCCAGCAGAGCGGCGUUCGCCCAUCAAGCACCAAGACACUUUACGUCCAGAAGGUGAAUUCGAAAGACCGAAACGUAAAGAAGCGCCUAAGAAGGGGGAGAGAGCUGCCGUGAAGAAACCAGAGGACAAUCUAAAGCCCAAAGGGGAGUUCGCCAAACGACCUAAACUCGAAGCCCCCAAGGGUGAACGCGCUCCAGUGAAGAAACCGGAAGAUAAUCUUCGCCCCGAGGGAGAUUUCGAUAGGCCCCGUAAAGCACCGGUCGGUCCAGGGGAAAGACGAUCGCCGAUCAGGCACGAAGACAACUUGCGCCUGGAAGGUGACUUUGAUAGACCCAAGAAAACUCCAUACGGUCCAGCUGAGCGGCGAUCACCAAUUAAAUAUGAAGAUAAUCUGCGGCCGGAAGGCGAUUUCGAAAGGCCAAAACCUAAAGAGGCACCGAAGAAGGGCGACAGAGCUCCAGUGAAGAAGCCCGAAGAUAAUCUGAAGCCUGAAGGUCAGUUCGCCAAACGACCAAAACCGGAAGCGCCCAGAGGUGAGCGUGCCCCAGUGAAGAAACCGGAGGACAAUCUGCGCCCGGAAGGGGAGUUUGACCGACCUCGAAAGGCACCAGUUGGUCCAGCAGAGAGACGAUCACCGAUCAAGUACGAGGAUAAUUUGCGACCGGAAGGUGACUUCGAAAGGCCGAAACCUAAAGAGGCACCGAAGAAGGGCGACAGAGCUCCAGUGAAGAAGCCAGAGGAUAAUUUGAAGCCCGAAGGGACGUUUGCCAAACGACCGAAACCGGAAGUGCCCAGAGGUGAGCGUGCCCCAGUGAAGAAACCGGAGGACAAUUUACGCCCGGAAGGAGACUUUGACCGACCUCGAAAGGUACCAGUUGGUCCAGCAGAGAGGCGCUCGCCGAUCAAGUACGAGGACAAUUUACGACCAGAAGGCGAAUUCGACAGACCUAAGCCCAAGGAAGCGCCCAGGAAAGGCGACAGAGCUCCGGUGAAGAAGCCAGAGGAUAAUCUGAAGCCCGAAGGACCCAUGGACAUACGGCCCAGAGACGACUACAAGCCAGCUCGCGGCGAGAGAGCGGAGAUCGUUAAGCACACGGAUAAUCUGCACAUGGAGGGCCACAUGCAGACCGUGACGUCGAAGGACGACUUCAAGAACUUCGUGUUACGGGAGCGCGCCGAGGUGAACAAGUACCAGGACAACCUGCGCAUGGAGGGCGAAUUCGUGGACAAGCGCACUCGCGACGAUUACAAGCUGGUCAAGGCCGAGCGCACGUCGGUGGUGAAGCACGAGGACAACCUGAGGCUCGAGGGCCAGUUCGAGAGGGUCGAGAAGGGAGGACCGACCGUACCGGCGGAGAGGCGCUCCCCCAUUAAGCAAACCGACAAUUUGAGAAUCGAGGGCCAGUUCGAGAGGGUCGAGAAAAGAGGGCCGUGCGUACCGGCGGAGAGGCGCUCUCCCAUCAGACAGACCGACAACUUGCGAAUGGAGGGUCAGUUCGAGCGGCCCCAGAACGUGACGCACGCCCCGGGCGAGAGGCGAACGCCCAUUCGGCCCACCGACAACCUGCGCCCCGAGGGCGAGUUCGUCAGGGCGCCGAAGAAGCAGGCCCCGCUGAGAGGCGAUCGGGCCGAGGUGCGCAAACCGCUGGACAACCUCAAGCCCGAAGGCAAGUUGGAGAUGCCCGAGCGGACGCUGCUGGUGAAGCAGCAGCAGCAGCAGCAGCAGCAGCAGCAGCAGCAGCAACAGACGCAGCAAGAAACGAGCGAGCGGCGCUCGACGACCAAGCUGGACAGGAUGGAAAAGAUGGAGAAGGUGGAGAAGGUGGAGAAGGUGGAGAAGGUUGAGAAGGUCGAGAAGGUCGAGAAGGUUGAGAGAAUGGAGAAGGUGGAGAAGGUGGAGCAGCGCAAGGCGAUCCGACACAGCGAUCUGCACAACGAAAGCGAGUUCGAGAGGACGCUGCGCGCGGAGGACAAGCAGGUGGCACGGCGCGCGCAGGACUCCCAAGAGCUGCGCACGGAAGUCCGCCAGCAGACGAGCGCCGAACAGCACCGGGCGACGGCCGGCCAGAGCUACCGGCGCGAGGACCGGCUGCGCAUGGAGGGCCGCGUCGAGUGCCACUGCGGCUCCGACGACAGAAGGACCGCGAGCACGACGAGCACGACGACGACGCAGCAUCAGCAUCAUCAUCAGCAUCAGCAUCAGCAUCAGCAUCAGCAUCAGCAUCAGCUGCAGCAGCAACUGCAGCAGCAGCAGCAGCAGCAGCAACGCAGCCAGACGAGCCAGACGAGCAGCGCCCUGCGGGCCAGCUACAGCGCGCACGGCGAGAUGCGCGGCCGCGAGGAGCAGGUGACGCGCGAGCUGUCGCCCACGCGCGCGCACAAGCGCUGGAACGUGAUCAGCGCGAGCACGGACAUCAGCAACACGGCGCUGCAUCGGCGCAUCGCCGAGAGCGAGCGGCGCGAGGUGCGCGUGCUGCGCUCGCAGCCGCCGCGCGACAACCUGGCAGUGGGCGGCUCGUUCUACCAGUGCAGCGAGUCCUCGGCCGGCUUCGAGGCCACGGCCGAGGCGCGCAGCCUGUACCGGCGCGACUUCGCGCCGCGCCGCCAGGGCCCCUGCCCGGCCGCGCUGCUGCAGCAGGAGCGCGCACCCUUCCGCCACACUCGCGACACGCCCCGCCACAAGUUCUACGUGCCCGUGCUCCAGUCCAACUGACCACCCCCUC
Messenger RNA from Phymastichus coffea, 8757 nucleotides. RefSeq names its product trichohyalin (gene Sdb). Gene Ontology annotation, cellular component: sperm flagellum; ciliary basal body; axonemal microtubule. Lineage: Eukaryota; Metazoa; Arthropoda; Insecta; Hymenoptera; Eulophidae. The record is from RefSeq and is a predicted model, not a curated record. The coding region runs from base 330 to 8747 and encodes 2805 amino acids. Gene Ontology annotation, biological process: microtubule anchoring. The transcript is spliced from 4 exons. Gene Ontology annotation, molecular function: microtubule binding.